GGAAGGGGAAGUGACCAACCAGUCAUGGUAAUAUAGCGAAGUCGUUUGUUUUUCUUAAUAAGAGAAAAGUUCAAAGUUAAAAUAUGUUUGGCGGGGAAGAUGAAGACGAAGACUUUCUGUCCCCCACAGGAGGAGCUAAGCUGGCUUCCCUUUUUGGACUAGACCAGGAAUCCAGUCAAGGAAAUGAAUCCUUCCAGUACACAGCCCCUAAACAGCCCAGGAAGACCACUACUCAGGCAGAGAACCAGAAGCAGCCUGCAGGUCCUGCAGUCCUACUGGCCUCGGCAGUUCAGGCCUUUAAAUAUAUUAAUGGACAAUACAUGAAACAGGGCAAGCUGGGGGCAGCCGUGCUGGCCAACCACGCUACAAAAGAGUACAAGCUUCUGCUAUAUUUGAGCCAACAGAAACAAGUGACUGCUGCCAGGAUUCACAUGGGCUUUAUUUUUACGGUACAGCUAAACAACUACUGCACUUUUUAUGAUGACCAGAGGCAGAACUGGUCACUGAUGUUCGAUUCAGAGAAAAAUGCAUCAGCCUUCUGCAAAGAGGUGUGUCUGGCCAAAGCAAACAGUUCAUCCUCUCUAGAAUCUGUGGUGACUCAGGAUGUGAUUGUCGGUGAGGGUCAAGCAGUGGAGACUGGAGACUCCAUGGAGGUGGUAUACACGGGCUGGCUGCUGCAGAACCACGCCAUCGGACAGAUGUUUGAUUCCAACCAGAACAAAGACAAGCUGCUGCGACUAAAAAUUGGAGCUGGGAAAGUCAUCAAGGGAUGGGAGGAAGGAAUGCUGGGGAUGAAGAAAGCUGGCCGUCGUCUCAUCAUCAUCCCACCCAACCUGGCUUAUGGAGCCAAGGGUGUUCCCAAUCGAGUUCCAGCUAACAGCACGCUAAUCUUUGAAGUGGAGCUGCGGCGGGUGAAGUUUUCCAAAGAUAGUGGUUCUGAUCAGGCCAGCACCAGCUCCAGAGAAUCUGCUGCUCCCUCCCCAGCACCGUCUGCAGCCCUCAGUGUAGAAAGUCUGAUCUCAGAACCUUCAUCAGCUUCGGGGAAACCAGGGGAGCCGCCACUGAGAUCCAAGUCGAACUCUAUGACCGAGCAGCUGGGGCAGAACCCAGAUGCCACUAAAGCCAAGCUGAUUUCCCGCAUGGCGAAGAUGGGGCAGCCCAUGCUGCCCUUUCUGACCGGAGCUGCAGGCCAGCCUGAAUCUAGUGACUCUGAGCUGGAGGAUACCAGCAUCAGAGUGAAGGAUGAUCCUGCAGCUCUGCCUCAGGGGCCCAUCGCGGCUGCCGCUCCAGCUUCUGCCGCUCCAGGUUCUGCCGCUCCAGGUUCUGCACACGCCCAUCCUCUUCCUCACACAGCUUCGUCUUCUGCCUUACUUCCCGUCAUUCCUUCAGUCGGCCCUUAUCCUGGGCUGCCAGCUAGCAGCCAUUCUUUCCAGACCUCUGCAGCUCCAUCUCAGAUGCAGGCCAUCGGCCAGGUCUAUGCGCCUCAGACUGUCCCAUACAUGGGUUCUGGGGAGUUGACUAACUUCUUGAUGACGGAGGCUCGGCAGCACAACACCGAGAUCAGGUUAUCCAUAGGAAAAGUAGCAGAUAAGGUGGAUCAACUGGCCUCCAAGAUUAGUAAUCUGGAAAAGCAGGGAACUCAGUCUGUUGGUGUUUCUGGUAUGACGAUGGAAACCUCUAUGAUUGUGCACAAUAUUAACCGAAUUGUUCAGGAAAAUGAAUCUUUGAAAAAGGAAAUGUUUGAGAAGAGCUCUCGUAUUGAGGAGCAGAACCGUAAGAUCGGAGAUCUCAUCAACCAGAACCAGAAAUACAUGGAGCAGAGCCACCAGCUGCUGGAGCAGAGGAACGACUCCCUCAAGUCCUCCAGUGAACAUAACCAGGCCCGGCUACUGCAGGCUGAGCAGGACAAGGUCCGACUGACAGAGGAGCUGGCUUCCUCCACAGCUCGGGUUUCCCAGCUGCAGCUGGAAGCUACGGCUCACCAGCAGAAGGCUUCAAAGCUGCAGGGUGAACUCAGCUCAGCACUGGAGGACAGAGAGAGCCGCUGCCAGCGCAUCGCUGCCCUGGAAGCCCAGCUGGAAGAACUGAAGGAGGCGGCAGAGCGGGUUCAGAGCCAGUACCGCGCAGAGAAGCAACGACGCAAAGAGAUGGAGCUGAGAGUCAGUGCUGUAGAAGAGGAGCUACAGGACCUGAAGUCUGAUAAAGAGAACUUAGGAAGAGCUCUAGCUGAGCGAAAGAAGAAGUGGCAGGCAGAGCGUCAGCAUCGGGAUGAGGAGGUGGAGGAGCUCCGGAGGAGCAGCCAGCAGGAGCUGGACAGCCUGCGAGCUCAGCUGCGUAAAGCCAGGACCUGCAGCGAUUCGGCAGCCUCUGAGCAGCUGUCACAGCUGCAGGCAGAGCUGGAGGAAGAAUGGAGGAAGAAGAGUGAGCAGAUGGUGGCCAUAGCUAAAGAGCAGCACCGCAGGGAGCUGUCUGAGUUAGCAGAGAGCAGGGAAGUGCUUCAGGAUCAGCUAACUCGACUCCAAGAAAAGUUCUCAGCCUUGGAACGGCAUGGAGGCGCUGUGAAAGAACAGCUGGAAAGACAAGUGGCUGACCUGGAGAGGACUGUGGAAGAACAGCAGAGUUCAAAGGACACAGCAGCAGAGGUCAAGCGAGUGAUGAAUGGAGUGUUUCACUCCCUCAGAGCAGAGUUUGACCUCAGUGAGUCCUACAGUGGACAGGCUGUGCUGGGGGUCAUCGUCACCACUAUUAAGAAUGUAACGCUGCAGCUGCUCAGUGGCGCGGAUCGCUCCUCUCUGAAACUAGAUAACAAGGAAGAGGACGAUAAAGGCGGUGAAGGGGAGGAUGGAAAGCAACUGGAGCACAGAUCUCAUGUCCAUGUGAACGGGGAACAGGAAGUGAAAGAGGCAGAGACUGUAGAGGAGGAACAUGUGGACGAUGCAGCUCAUGACCAAGUCAACGAGGCCCAGAUGGUUCAGAAGGUGAAACCAGAGCCAGUAUUUACAUCUGAGAUGUCCAGCCAGGCGGAGGACUCAGAGACUCUGGACAUUCCUGACCUCCAACUCGCUUCCAGUGCUGAGCCUGCAUCCCAGUGUCCGGAACCAGCUGAACCUGCAGCCCUGCAGCACCAGGAGCAGCCGGCUGCCUCUGAGUCAUGUACUAAAGAAUCAGAGGUGAACCAGUGUGUGGGUGCUGAUACUAGACCUGGUGAGAGCCCUCAACCUGAGGAAGAUGAGGAGGCUGCAGGGAGCAGUGAGGUGGAAGACAAAGAUCAGGUCAGAGAAACACCUGCUGCUCCUCCGAAAGCAUUCGGACCCCCAACUAACCCACCUCCACCUCCAGCUGUUAAACAGAACAGCUCUGCAAACGACACAAGUUUGACUGUAGGAUCAGGACAAGAAAAUGGAGAAGAAUCCUUUAUCCAGAGCACGCCUCCUGCCAAGCCCCCUGCUUCUGCAGAGGAAGAGGAGGAUGACAUGAGCUUAAAGGGCCGUCCGCCGCCGGCGCCUCUGUUCGGUGAAGAUGAUGAAGAUGAUGAUCUGGACUGGCUGAGCUGACUUCACAGUCCUGUUCUUGUUCCCAAAGCCAGAAUCAGCCGUGAUUGUAGAUGUGAUGAGACGCUGUACCGAUGGACAGAGCAGAGCAGGCGGUGCGUCUCCUUGGUUCAGCUGCUGCCUCAGAAAGCCCUGGUUCUGGUCCACAAAACACUUCAGAAAACAAUCGAAUCUCUUUAUUUAAUUCUUACAGAAAUUGUUGAAUAUCUUCUUUUUUACAUAGCACUUAGCAGAUCAGAUUAGUUUUUUUAAUCAGCAUCAUUGACCUUCCCAGGGUUUUAAACAACAGUGACAAUACAGUUUUUAAGAACAGAACUUUUACAGUUUUACUAACAACGGUUUCAUGUCAGAAGUAAUUGCCCCGACCUUGGAUUGUUUUUGAAUGUUAAACUUUUCCUUGUGAGCAUUUUCAUAAUGGAGACUUCAGAAAUGUAACUACUGGAUGUCACCCUUCUGAUAAUUUGGUAAGCCUGUCUUUCCAAAAUGUCAUUAAAUGAUUCCUACAAUACAA
Poeciliopsis prolifica (blackstripe livebearer) is the source of this 4062-nucleotide messenger RNA. RefSeq names its product FKBP prolyl isomerase family member 15b (gene fkbp15b). Gene Ontology annotation, molecular function: peptidyl-prolyl cis-trans isomerase activity. The record is from RefSeq and is a predicted model, not a curated record. The coding region runs from base 84 to 3554 and encodes 1156 amino acids. Gene Ontology annotation, cellular component: growth cone. The transcript is spliced from 28 exons. Lineage: Eukaryota; Metazoa; Chordata; Actinopteri; Cyprinodontiformes; Poeciliidae.